CCUGUCUUGAGACUGUAACUAGUAGUUCGUUAUGGGAUUUAUAACUUUAUUAUUAAGAUUUGUUUGAUCGGGCAACGUCAUAUACUUCACACCAGGAAUGUCGGUGAAUCGCUGUGCUUACUUGUUGUCGCGUGUACAUAUACGGUGUAGGGUAUGCUCCCUGUCCAGUUACCUCAGUGCUGCUGCUGUAAACAGUAAUUCAGGGACUCGGUAUUUUUCUGGAGAUAUUUUAACAAGUGCUUCGCCCUCUCGAAGACAUGCGUCUUCGAACAGCUCAUCACGACCACCUGACACUUCGCUCUUUGUCCCUAUUUCCAUCAAAACCGAUUAUGAUGGAGACGGGUCUGUUGGAGCCGAGCUGACGCAACCACUUGAUAAAAGUGAACUUCUUAAAGUGUUGAAUAGAUUCUACAAAAGGAAAGAAAUGCAAAAGUUAGCUGCUGAUCAGGGUCUGGAUGCUCGUCUUUUUCAUCAGGCCUUCAUCAGUUUUCGGAAGUACGUGCUGGAGUCCGCCACUCUCAGUGCUGAUCUACACAUUGUCCUUAAUGACAUCUGCUGUGGUGCAGGACACAUAGAUGACAUCUUCCCAUAUUUCAUCAGACAUGCCAAACAGAUCUUUCCUAUGUUGGACUGCAUGGAUGACUUACGUAAGAUCAGCGACCUGCGUGUUCCAGCAAACUGGUAUCCUGAGGCGAGAGCUAUACAGAGAAAGAUUAUCUUCCACGCUGGGCCCACAAACAGCGGCAAAACCUAUCACGCUAUUCAGAGAUACCUGUCAGCCAAGUCUGGGGUCUACUGUGGCCCUCUGAAGUUACUGGCACAUGAGAUCUUUGAGAAAAGCAACACUGCAGGUGUCCCAUGUGAUUUGGUGACAGGAGAGGAGAGAACGUUUGUGGAUCCAGAGGGAAAGCAGGCAGGGCAUGUGGCCUGUACCAUCGAGAUGUGCAGUGUCACAACCCCGUAUGAAGUGGCUGUUAUCGAUGAGAUCCAGAUGAUCAGGGACCCGUCCAGAGGAUGGGCCUGGACCAGAGCUCUGCUGGGUCUGUGUGCUGAAGAGAUCCACAUGUGUGGAGAAGCUGCAGCCGUUAACUUCGUCACUGAGCUGAUGUACACCACUGGGGAAGAGGUGGAGGUUCGUAACUAUAAGCGGCUGACUCCGUUCUCCGUGUCAGACCGUGCAGUGGAGUCCUUGGAUAACCUCCAGCCUGGGGACUGUGUCGUAUGUUUCAGUAAGAACGAUAUCUACUCAGUGAGUCGUCAGAUUGAGGCCCGCGGUCUGGAGUGUGCCGUCAUCUACGGCAGCCUGCCCCCAGGGACCAAAUUAGCUCAGGCCAAGAAGUUCAACGACCCAGAGGACCCCUGUAAGAUCCUGGUUGCCACGGAUGCAAUUGGAAUGGGCCUGAACCUGAGCAUUCGCCGGAUCAUCUUUAACUCCCUGGUGAAGCCCAGCAUGAAUGAGAAGGGAGAGAAAGAGCUGGACACCAUCUCCACCUCACAGGCCCUGCAGAUUGCCGGGCGGGCGGGCCGCUUCAGCUCUGUGUUUAAAGAGGGCGAGGUGACCACCAUGCACCACAAUGACCUUCCCGUCCUCAAAGAGAUCCUAGGCAGGCCCGUGGACCCCAUCGAGACAGCGGGAUUGCACCCAACAGCAGAACAAAUUGAGAUGUUUGCGUAUCACCUUCCUGAAGCCACUCUCUCAAAUCUGAUCGAUAUAUUUGUGAGUCUGUCCCAAGUGGAUGGCCUAUACUUUGUGUGUAACAUCGAUGACUUCAAGUUUCUGGCCGACAUGAUUCAGCACAUUCCUCUGAACCUGCGCUCGCGCUAUGUAUUCUGCACCGCCCCCAUCAACAAGAAACAGCCUUUUGUCUGCACAUCUUUCCUCAAGUUUGCCAGACAGUUCAGCAGAGACGAGCCGCUGACCUUUGACUGGGUGUGUCGCCACAUCAGUUGGCCCCUUGUUCCACCAAAGAACAUCAAAGAUCUGGUUCACCUGGAGGCAGUUCAUGAUGUUUUGGACCUCUACCUUUGGCUUAGCUAUCGUUUCAUGGACAUGUUUCCGGACGCCAGUCUGGUCCGAGAGAUCCAACAGGAGCUGGACUGGAUCAUCCAGGUCGGCGUGCGUAACAUUACGCGACUCAUCCGGGCCACAGAGGCGCAGGCCGCCUCCCCCUCAGGGAGGUCUGAGGUUUUGUCCAAGCUUGCCAGCUCUGUUCUCCAAGGCCCUGCACCUCCUCAGAGAAGGGGGAGAGGCUCAAAGAGCCAGACUCCUCAUGAGGAGGCCAGCAGAGUGGACACGUCACUGACCUCCAGGCUGGUGCAGGAGGGACUGCUGACCUCUGACCUUGUACAACAGCUACAGCGAGAAUGGGCGAAAGAGCAGAAACAGAAAGGCAACAAUGUGACUGCAGGAAGUACAAAGAAAGGGAUGAAAAAGAAAAAGAAAUGAGUGGACUUUUCUGUCUCAUAGAGGGUUUUACUGAGUGAGCCACCCUCAGGUUGAAUCCUAUAGGUGGUGACUGUGUAGUCCGUGGCUUUACUAUCUGUAUCAGUGCCCCAAGAAGCCAAAGUUACAAAAAUAUUCAUAAAUAAAAUAUUACAAAUGGGGACAUGUGUUGGACAGGAGCAAGUUACAAAUACUUGCCUAGAAGUUCUUUCAGAACAACUGAGUGAACCAAGAGAAUUCUCCCUCUUCCAACUGAAACUAAACUUAUAACUCAUCCGUAUUUACCAGUCAAAGGGUUCCAUCAUUUCAUCCAGGUCGACAUUUGGAAUCAACAGAGAGGACAGAAGGAAAACGUAUAUACCAUAUAGGAAAUACAGAAGGAAUACAUAUAAACCACCUGUUUCUGUAAAAUAAACUGAAGUCAGGGUUAACACUGAUUCAGUUCCUGUGCAAUGUGAAAAAAAUGUAGUUUGUGUUUUUCAGACAGUUAAUCACUGAGAUCCAGCCAAGUGACAGGGCAGCCUAAUAUGUUUUCUAGAAACUUCCACACGUGUUGGAAUGGAACUGCCGCCUUUUCAAAUGGACAUUAGUUGACAACUGUGACAUUGCUCUGUGGCCACAUUCAGUCUGCUAGUCUGUUUGACAAACUCUGUUUUUAUCAUGCCAUGAAAGUUUGAGGGACUCUUGCUGUCUGCUGAUCCUUGUGAAUCUUUCUGCUGGCCCCGAGGUGCUGCUGGGCAUGGUCUGCUGAGCAGUGUUUGACAGAAAACUGACAGUUGGUUUGUUCUUAAAGUUCACUAAACCAGUCCUCAUAAUACAGUGUCCAGCUCUGGCUGGGAUUCAUGGAAAACUCCUGGUGUCAAAAUAUGGAAAUAAAUAUUGAAGAGUUACCUAA
Messenger RNA from Chanos chanos (milkfish), 3338 nucleotides. RefSeq names its product SUV3-like helicase (gene supv3l1). Lineage: Eukaryota; Metazoa; Chordata; Actinopteri; Gonorynchiformes; Chanidae. Gene Ontology annotation, molecular function: RNA helicase activity; hydrolase activity, acting on acid anhydrides; ATP binding. The record is from RefSeq and is a predicted model, not a curated record. The transcript is spliced from 15 exons. Gene Ontology annotation, cellular component: mitochondrial degradosome. Gene Ontology annotation, biological process: mitochondrial RNA 3'-end processing. The coding region runs from base 98 to 2446 and encodes 782 amino acids.